ACUGCCUUCAAUAAAACCAGCCUGGCAACACUGGAUAUAACCUAAAAAUAGUUGUGUUCUGUGUGUCGUACUUGGCAGUAAUAUACGGUUCUUAUUAUUGUUUAAUAUCACAGAUAUGUAAUAUGGAUGCAACAGUAGACGAUUUUUUAAAUGAAAUUAACGAAAUUGUGCCUUUGAAGGAGAAUACUGGCGCUUGGCAAGAAUGUUUCGAUGAGCAAAGUGGUUUUCAUUAUUAUUGGAACACAAAAACAGAUAAGGUUACAUGGUCAAAACCAGAUGAAUACAUACCAAUGAAUAAAUCUUUAAAAACCAACAUUUUACCCAAUCGGCCACAAAUUCCAUUUGAAAAAGCAAAUAAAAUUUACAAAAUUGGGCAAACCAACUUGCCAGUAGUAGUAGCUGAUUUGAGUAAAAAAAACAAAAAGAAAAGUAAACCACAAACAAAUAAGGAGAUAAGCCAAUGUAAAAGACCUGUCAGUGAUUCUGAAGAUGAAAAAAUUGUUUUGAUAUCAUCAUAUGGUGAAGACACUGAUUCAGAAAAUGAUGAAGAACCAGUAUCUAAAUUAAAAUUACCAAAUAAAAAAAAUCCACAAUCAUCUUUCUCCAAUGAAUCCAAACCAGAAAUUGUACAACCAAGUCAUAGUAAAGAAAACCCAAUUGGAGGGUUUUCUUUGGUAGCUGGAUAUAGUGAUAGCGAGGAUGAUGAAAAUGAAGAAGUAAAAUCUAUAUUUCCCAUCCAACAACCAAUAAUUGAAAGCAAAGUUUCCCACAGUACCCUUUUUCCGAUAACAAAACCCAUUGAUGUAAAAGAUUUUCUAAAUACGCCUCAUGUAGAAGAAAAACCAGAGCAAGAAACAAAGGCAGAAAACGAAUUAGUCGACACAAAAGCUUUCCAAAGAAAAAGAAGGAUAGGUAUAUCCCUAGUUAACAAUAUUAAAAAGCCAAAAGAAGAAAAUGAAGAGGAUGAGGGAGAAAAAAAGGGUUUUGGUUCUUCUGCAAAUGAAAAGAAAGAGUCAGUUUAUGCAGGAUUUAAAAAAGGUGGGGUGAUGUUUGUAAAAUCUGAUGAUUUACCAGGGAGCAAAUUAGAAAUAACAAAAACACAAGAAAAUCCUAAAGAAAAAAACUCUGAAUCUGAUCAGAAGCAUGUUGUAAACUUGUACAAUGUUUUAAAAGGAAAACUGACAUUUUUAAACGAAGGAAGACCUGAAGUUUCACCUGUUCAAAUCAUGCUUAUUCAAGCAGAGACGUUGUUUUUGGCGAUGGCAGAGGAAGGCCUCUUGACAAGUUACUUUAAUAAAUGGUUAAGCGACACAUGCGCAGAUCUCAUAAAAUUGGAAACAGAAGCGGCACCCAAAGGCUGGACAUUAAAAUGGGAUAGGUCGCACAUGCGCUAUUUCUACGAAAAUCAUAGCACCGGCGAGGGCCAAUGGGAGUAUCCGCAGCCCGACGUGGUGCGAUGCGAUGAGGCGAUGGACAUUUCGACGACUCCGCCCCCUGAAGACGAGGUCGAACAACCGGUUAUGGCGGUAAUGGCUCCGGUCGAGCCACCCCUGCCGCCCAUGAUUCGGGACCCGACCCCGCCUCCGCCGCCGAUAAUAAGCGGCCCUUCUGAAGAAAAGAGAACCGAAGUUAAACCAUGUGAUGUUCCUUUGCCUCCUGGACCAUCAUGUAAUAAACUCACCACUGAUAGUCAACCCCUUCCUCCAGGUGUAGAUUUGCUUGAAGAACCAAUACCUGAGAAAAAAACUGAUUCCACUGCAGAUACCUCAUUAACAACAGCUUUGGAUUCGUUUUAUUCUGAUAUAGCAGCAAUCGAUCAUUCAAAUUCACCACCUGUUCCACUAGAAGAAACACAACCUGAAAAUAAUGGAGCGUGUCUGGAUUCAACAAAAAAGAAAAAGAAAUCUAAAGUGAAAUUAGGACCUGGAUUGGCAAUGAAGAAAAAAGGUGUUUCUAAGUUAGUUGAGAAAUGGAAAAAUGUACAAAUGGGAUAUGAUAAAUAAUAAAUUAUUUUUUCGUUCAAUAAAUUG
Molecule: messenger RNA, 2030 nt
Organism: Brassicogethes aeneus
Lineage: Eukaryota; Metazoa; Arthropoda; Insecta; Coleoptera; Nitidulidae
Source: the annotation of a GenBank genome assembly